Aricia agestis (brown argus) is the source of this 516-nucleotide messenger RNA. It is a transcript of the gene Tim8, whose product is annotated as mitochondrial import inner membrane translocase subunit Tim8. Lineage: Eukaryota; Metazoa; Arthropoda; Insecta; Lepidoptera; Lycaenidae. The record is from RefSeq and is a predicted model, not a curated record. The transcript has 2 exons. Bases 94 to 369 code for a protein of 91 amino acids.
UGUUACUUGAUCAUUAUAAUUAUUUUAAAAGGCUUAAUAUUUAUCAUUGUAACGGGAAAUAUAAUUUGAUAGUUUCAUCAUUCAUCCACCACCAUGAGCGAUCUGUCUGAUUUUUCGAGCGGCAGUAAGAGCGGAGAUUCUGAGCUCCAGGAUUUUCUCAUGGUUGAGAAACAGAAGGCACAAUUUCAUGCACAGAUACAUGAGUUUAAUGACUUUUGUUGGGACAAAUGCGUUGACAAGCCGGGCUCCAAGCUAGAUUCCCGCACAGAGACCUGCAUUUCCAACUGUGUGGAGCGGUUCAUUGAUGUAUCCCUGCUCAUAACCAAUCGAUUUGCCCAAAUGUUAGAAAAAGGAGGUGGAAUGCAUUAAAUUAUUGUAAAUUACUAAUAAAAAUUGUUAAAUUCUAGAUGUUUGGGUAUAUUGUAUGGCAUAAGGCAUUUUAUUAGAAAUAGUGAUUGUUUAAUUAAGGUAAUGAAUGGUGCAAUAAGUUAAUAAAUUGCAUUGUCUUAUGGUUCA